AUGUUCAGAAAGCUGAGACAAUAGUAUCAGAAGGAUCUUGAUUACCAGUUUUUGAAACAAUUUAAUAAAUCCUCCAUCAAUUUAAGAUGCAACAACCAGAAAUCUCGUUUUGUUAUCAAAAAACAGUUGUCAAAAGUUAAUAUACCAUUGUAAUCUUAAUUAAAUAAGCUAUUUGAAUGUAACGAUAAGAUUUCGAAAUUCUCUAAAAUCAAAUACUAUGUAAGAUCUAGAAGUUCCCAAAAUUCUUAAGAAGGUCAUCUCAAUUAAAGAAUUUCUCACAUUCUUCUAUCCUUGCCUUAUCAUUCCAUAAAAAUGCAUUCGAGAGCAGGAAUUAGAAAACUAUGGAGAAGAUAUAUAAUCCUCGUUAUUUUUUUAAUGAGAUACUAAAAACAUCGAUAAGAACAAUUAAAAUUAAAUCUCUAAACCAGACUCCUUUAUUUGGGAACUCCUAAGAUCCAUCUUGAUACCACCAAACGAAGAAGAAGAAAUGGCGAAAAUUAAUUUAAAUUAUCCACAUUCGCAGAAUAUAUCGAUGCAUAAGAUAAACAAGAAUCCAAAACAAAAAGAUCAGAAGAUGAUAAAUUUAAGAAAAGCCCAGUUUAUUAAUCAUUUAAAUAUAACGAUGUAAGGAUCUGCAGAUUGCUCAAAAUUCGGAAUAACAGCGUUCCGACAUCAAUUGCGGAAUCCCCAUUAAAAGUGAAUUAACAAGCUGCUAAAAUCAAUAGAUUACCUCCUUUAUUAUAAGUAGACAGGAGAAUGCAAAGAGUCUACUCGAAUUUCUGUAAAUGA
Molecule: messenger RNA, 789 nt
Organism: Paramecium tetraurelia
Lineage: Eukaryota; Ciliophora; Oligohymenophorea; Peniculida; Parameciidae
Exons: 2
Source: RefSeq, a predicted model, not a curated record